This is a messenger RNA of Paramormyrops kingsleyae, 3669 nucleotides long. RefSeq names its product metadherin a (gene mtdha). Gene Ontology annotation, cellular component: nucleus. Gene Ontology annotation, molecular function: transcription coregulator activity. Gene Ontology annotation, biological process: regulation of transcription by RNA polymerase II; positive regulation of canonical NF-kappaB signal transduction; positive regulation of angiogenesis. The record is from RefSeq and is a predicted model, not a curated record. NCBI's taxonomy places the organism in Eukaryota, Metazoa, Chordata, Actinopteri, Osteoglossiformes, Mormyridae.
UUUUAAUGGUGACGUUGCAUUUAUCGUGAGCCUGCACUCAAAGUCGGUUGCCUUAGCAGCCCCUUUUUGAGUAUAUUUAGGCGCUGGACUUUGCGACAGUCCGAUUGGAGACGAGCUUCUUUUAUUUUGCCACAGUAUAUAUAUAUAUCUAUAUUUAUAAAAUCAUUGUCGCAACACUUUCAAGUUGGAUUUUUCCCGUCUCAUCUCUGUGCGGGCCCGUUCGAGAUAUCAGCACCGAGACGAGCCCAGGUGUCUUUCUUUCCGCUUUCCCCGGCGUCGAUCGUGCUGCUGUACUAGUGUGUGUCUGUCACUCGCGGUGCGAAAAUGGCAGCGUGUUGGCAGGACGUGGCGACCGAGUGGGGAGAAGUGGUGUCGGAUCAUGUGAGGGAGCUCCUCUCCUCUGGCCUGGGUCUGCUGCGCUCCCGACUGGGUGUGGAUCUGGGUCUGAAGCCCGAGCUUUAUCCGACAUGGGCCAUCCUCGUCGCGGCGCUGGCCGGGCCGCUGGCCUUGGCGCUGCUCUGGGCCGCAGUCUGCGGCGCUGUCUUCGGCGCGAAGAGGCGGCCGGGCGGAACCGGCGUGGAGGCGAGCCCCGACAACACCAAGGUCCUUGCGGCCAAGGCUGUGAAAACUGACGAGCAACAGAAGAAGAGGAGCCGCAAGAAGCCCGCUGAUAAGAAACCACAGCCGAACGGCCGAACAGUGACAGAGCUGCAAGAGGAAGUCAAAGAUGCAGAGGAAAACCUGAAGGUGACAGUGGAAGUUAAGACUGAGAAGGCAAAGAAGAAGAAUAAGAAGCAGAAGGCUGAAGUGAACCAAACGAAAAGCGCCUCUACCCAUGAUGGCAAGGAGCCCGAUGAAGGCGCCUGGGAGACAAAGAUCAGUAACCGGGAGAAGCGACAGCAGCGCAGAAAGGACAAGACGGCUAGCGAUGACUCAGGCAGUCCUGGGGGAGUGGAACCUGCAACCAGCAUCUCAGUGGAGCCCCUUAAAACCACAGUUGCUGCUGCCCCUGUGGUGCAGAAAAAGAACAAAGGAGAACCUUUGCGUUCCAAGCCUGGGAAGGGAGACCUCAUCAUAACCCAAGUGUCAGCCAGCUGGAACGAAAUGCCGGCUGUUAAUGGCCGGGGCUGGAAUGAGGGGACACCAAAAAUCUCGGCUCCAGUAAGCAGCCUGGACGGAGAGACCUGGACCCCUCUCCCAAAAGGGGCUGCUCGCCGGAAUCCAGAAUCUGCAGCCUGGAUGCAAGAAAAUGAAGGGUCAUGGAGUGCUGUGGAUGGGCGGGGGAAGAAGUCUGACCAGAAUCCAGUCUCCAUUAGUACCCGAUCAGUGAAGCCCAUCGCUGCUGAGCCGCAGGCUGUGCCUGACCUGGAGUGGCCAAGUCAAAGCCAACGCAAAGUCGAUGAUGAAUGGUCUGGCCUGAAUGGAAUGGUUGAGGACCCAAGCUCUGACUGGAAUGCUCCCUCUGUACGGUGGGGCAAUUAUGAGGAAGCCGACAUCCCAUCUGAGGAGCCUUACCCAGAGGCCGUGAAGGGCUCCGAUGACGAAAAGGAGAAGGAGGACUCUGCUGCAGCAGGCAGCGGAAAAUCUAAAAAGAAGAAGAAAAAGAAGAAGAAACAGGGAGAAGAGACAGGCACAGCUGCUCUGGAAUCUGGGGAGCCGGAGAAGGAGGAUUUCCUCCAGCAGGUUCAGGAGCCAACCCCGCCUACAAGGCCUGCCAUAUCUGUCCCAGUGCCAUCACCUGAGGUUCGUGCUGCUGAUGGCUCAGAAUCGCUCCGCAAGGGCCGUUCCCCGAAGGCUGCCCCUGCGACACUCUGCCCUGUGCAGGCGAAGGCAGAGAAACCAGCAGUGCACGCAAAAGAGAGCGUCCUCCCCAAACCAGCUAAGCAAGCACCGAGGAGAUCAACUGAAGCAGAAUCUGCAGUCAAGCAGGCCAGUCAACCAACUCCUUUGCAGAAAAAAUCUGAGGAAAACUGGGAAUCCCCAAAGCAAGUCAAAAAGAAGAAGGCAAGAAGAGAAACAUGAGCUGUAGCUGGAGUCUGGAUGACAUUAUAUGCAAAAGGAUUUUAAAGAAAAUUCAAGUUUAUGCAAUAAUUUGAGUGUAAAGAAAGUUUUAUACAAGUUAGAACUACUUUUUUUAACAUUGGAGAGGAGGGGGGAGUCAAACUUCACUUUGACCAGCUUAAAAACCCAAUGGAGCAAGUGGUCCUCUGGUCCUGCAGACUGCAAUUAGACACUGCACUGUAAGCCUUGCUACAAGUGGCAUUUCAGAUUGAUAUGUAGCUGGCCACGAUUUUUUUUUUUAUUAUUCAAAAUGAGAAUAGUUUUGGAAUAUGUCUGUUUAAUAACCUGAUGUAGUAAACUUUAUUGUACAUGGCUAAUACCUGCAGUGGAAAUGCAUAUAUAUGAUAAAAAUCCUCAUUGCAGCCAUGGACGUUUUCCUUUGACGCUUAAGCGUGCUGCACGCUCUGGCUGAGUCACCGUGUACUUUGUAGUGAAAAGAAUGAGCUGUGGACCCAAUAAAGUGACAUCCAGAUGGCACGAUGACCGCAAAUGUAGACUGGGUUUUGAUCAUUUGGUGACUGGCUAGUUAUCCAAAACAUCCAGGAUUUAGGAAACAUCUCAUUCUAGAGAUUUCUUUGUAAAUGACACUAAGAGUUUCUUAGUGUUUUUUUUUCUUUUUUUUUCAUCCUUUAUAUUACUGUACUAUGUUGUGCCCUGAUCUUUACAUAGAAGGUAAUACUUUAAACUGCUACUGUCCUAGUACUGUUGGUUAAAAAACUUUGAGGAACUUUCUCACAACUACUUUGUAAUGGGGGGACAAGCUAAUCCACAUGUAAAGAAAGAGGUUUGAGAUUUGGCUGUGAUGUGCUAUGAGUUGCACUUUUCCUACAGUAUGUAUUUUUAGUUCAAUAUCCUUUGUGUUUCCAGCUUUGUCAAGGAACUGAUGAGUGCAAUAUGUGGUUGAGUAACAGUAAGAAUGUUUUUUGAACAGCUUUAAUCCAUGAGUCAUUAAUAAAUUAUCAGGAAUGAAAUUCUAUUGCCUUAACCUCAACUGUGUGUGUAUGUGUAUAAUAUCCUGUUCUUUCCAACCCCCAUCCGGCACUGCAGUGUUUGUGUUUUUGAGCUUUUUUUUCCAGGGCAACUAUGUGACUGAAGUCUGACCUUAAAAUUAUUCCCUUCUGCGAAGUACUAUGUUCAAACACCUAACAAAUUAAUGGGCAAGUUUCUACUUGGUAAUUGAGUCUAAAUAGUCUUGAUGUAAGAAAUGCAAUGAACAGCAAAUGGCUUUUUUUUAUUAUUAUUAUUAUUAUUAUUAUUAUUAAUGUGUAUUCACCUGUAACGUGGACCACAAAUAUCAUCCUGAAGUAAAAGUCUGUGGCUUUUGCUGAGGCAGGCACUGUUAGGACCUUGUUGUGGAAGAUGUGAAGGUUUUCUCAGCCCUUCAGAGUUGUUGCAUUGUGUAAACAAGCCUGAUACAGCUUCAGUAAGACCUGCCUCACUGGUUUUGUUUUCCCAGACAAUAAUGCUAACUAAAACUUUGAGAUGUGUAUUUGUAUCUUUUUCUGCGGUUUGCAAAAUUAAGAUCACGUGUUUUGAAGACUUUGUUAAAUAUGCCAUGUCAUUUCUUAGUUGAUUUUUCUUUAAAUAAAUUGAGAAACUUGAUAUGUA